Messenger RNA from Thunnus maccoyii (southern bluefin tuna), 3204 nucleotides. RefSeq names its product fizzy-related protein homolog. Gene Ontology annotation, molecular function: ubiquitin ligase activator activity; anaphase-promoting complex binding; protein binding. Gene Ontology annotation, cellular component: anaphase-promoting complex. The record is from RefSeq and is a predicted model, not a curated record. Lineage: Eukaryota; Metazoa; Chordata; Actinopteri; Scombriformes; Scombridae. The coding region runs from base 194 to 1684 and encodes 496 amino acids. The transcript is spliced from 14 exons. Gene Ontology annotation, biological process: positive regulation of anaphase-promoting complex-dependent catabolic process; anaphase-promoting complex-dependent catabolic process; positive regulation of ubiquitin protein ligase activity.
CGACGUCACAUCCUUCCCGUGAUGCUUAGCGAACACAAAUUGAACGCUCGGCAAAAGAAAACAUUUGUAUUUUGUAUGCCGUUUUUGAGAUUAAAACUGUAUAAAACAAAAAACAUUUCAUCUGGAAUUGACACUGCUGGGAAACAGCAAUUCAUCGGCUCGUAACGGGUAGAGUUUAUCAGGGCACGGCAUCAUGGAUCAGGACUAUGAGUGCAGGCUGCUCAGGCAGAUAAACAUCCAAAAUGAGAAUGCAAGCCCAAUAAAAUCUUUAGGAGUGGUGCGAGCUCUGACACCCACCAGCUCCCCCUUGUCCUCCCCUAGCAAGCAUGGCGAUCGUUUCAUUCCCUCCCGGGCCGGAGCCAACUGGAGUGUCAACUUCCACCGCAUCAAUGAAAUUGAAAAGUCGCACAAUCAAAACAGGAAAACCAAAGAUGGCACAACAGACAGCAACAAAGCGGACGGUCUGGCUUACUCAGCUCUGCUGAAGAACGAGCUGCUGGGGGCAGGCAUCGAAAAAGUCCAGGACCCCCAGUCUGAAGACCGCCGCCUGCAGCCAUCUACACCAGCCAAGAGGAGCCUUUUUAGUUAUUCUGUAAGUACUAAGAGGGCUCUUCCUGAAGAGGAUGGAAACACAGUCUCUCCUUAUUCUCUAUCACCUGUCAGUAGCAACAGCCAGAAACUGCUACGGUCGCCAAGGAAACCAACACGCAAAAUUUCCAAAAUUCCAUUCAAAGUUCUGGACGCUCCAGAGCUUCAGGACGAUUUCUACCUCAACCUAGUCGACUGGUCCUCUCUGAAUGUGCUCAGUGUUGGACUGGGUACCUGCGUAUACCUGUGGAGUGCCUGCACCAGCCAGGUGACCCGUCUAUGUGACCUUUCUGUAGAAGGAGAUUCUGUAACAUCAGUGGGCUGGUCAGAGCGGGGUAACCUGGUGGCGGUGGGAACUCAUAAAGGAUAUGUACAGAUUUGGGAUGCAGCAGCAGGGAAGAAGCUCUCUGUACUAGAAGGACAUACAGCCAGAGUGGGUGCAUUGGCAUGGAAUGCGGAUCAGCUGUCGUCUGGGAGCCGCGAUAGGGUGAUCCUGCAGAGGGACAUCAGAGCCCCGCCUCUCCAGUCAGAGCGUCGUCUGCAAGGACACAGACAGGAAGUCUGUGGUCUUAAGUGGAGCACAGACCACCAGCUACUAGCGUCAGGUGGAAAUGACAACAAAUUGCUUGUGUGGAACCACUCGAGCGUCCUCCCGGUGCAGCAGUACACAGAGCACUUGGCCGCGGUGAAGGCCAUCGCCUGGUCUCCCCACCAGCACGGCCUGCUGGCCUCCGGAGGUGGCACCGCCGACCGCUGCAUCCGCUUUUGGAACACUCUGACAGGCCAACCGCUGCAGUGCACCGACACUGGCUCUCAGGUGUGCAACCUGGCCUGGUCCAAGCACACCAACGAACUGGUCAGCACACAUGGGUAUUCCCAGAACCAGAUCCUGGUGUGGAAGUAUCCCUCCCUCACUCAAGUAGCCAAACUUACGGGACAUUCCUACAGAGUACUUUACCUGGCCAUGUCCCCUGACGGAGAGGCCAUUGUGACGGGGGCAGGAGAUGAAACACUUCGCUUCUGGAACGUCUUUAGCAAGAUGAGAUCCACUAAGGAGUCGGUGUCAGUGUUGAACCUCUUCACCAGGAUCCGGUAGUCGGCACACCUCUGUACUACGAGGGGAAUAAAGACUGGAAGGGAAUUUAUUGUGUCAAGUCCGCGCUCUACAUGAUGAGCCCCUUCUUUUGAGUAUUCGCCUCAGUAGUCGACAGAGGGCCCACUCGAUUGGCCUUAGUUUAAUUAGCGAAGUUGUAGCUGGAGGUGGGAGGAGCCGGUGACGUGCACAGCCUGAGUGUCGAGGGCAGAGGUGAUACAUACAAAAAGUAUUCCACUUCCUCCUGGAUGACGGAGCCGCUGCCUCCAACAGACCCGUGAUCUCUGAUGAUGAUGAGGAGAACUUUAGGGAGUUUGUCUCCCUACGUGAUUAUGUUUUGUUUACAGACUGAGUGUGUGCAUACCUGCCAAAUAUUGAGUUUGUCCUUUUUGAUUGUCUAUUUAUUUUCUUUUCUUUCUUCUUCUUCUUUUUUUUUUUUUUUUUUUACAUAUUUUAACAUAUAUUAUUACUAGUGUGUUUGUUUUGAAGGCUGGUAGGUUUUCUUUUAUGUGUGUAAUUGCAGUUUUUGGUCUGAUCUGUGGAGUAUGUCUGACUUUUUCCCUUCAAGGGUUAAGGUUUGCAGAAAAAUGAAAACUUGUCAUUUUGUAUUUUACUGAGCGGCAAUAACCUUACAUGUUCACGCUGUACAUACUGUAAUCCUGCGCUGAUCUGAGAAUUGCUAAUGGUUAAAAAGGACUGGAAAAAACAGGCCAGAUCUCCUUUUUUUUUUUUUUUUUUUUUUUUUUUUUUUUUUUAAAGCUGACGUUAAGUUCAUUUUAGUCUAAUGAUAUGAUAUAAAGCAAUGUUGGUAAACAUUGUUUCAUAAUCGCUCAAGAAAAAAACAACCAACAGCAUGCGGCACAUCUUAGAAGAAAAAAAAAAUUCUAAAUAUAAUUCACAUGAAAAAUGCUGUGUAGCCGCCACAUUUUGCUUUUUGUGUGACUUGUGUGGAAGCUUUUCUCUCAUCUUGUUUCCUUAAAUUCUUAAUAAGAAAAAUCAGGCAAAAGGAAAAUUAAAAGAAAAACUCGUUGGCUUAUCAGUGCAGUCUGUAACAGCAACUGAAGCACACAGUAAAAACAUUUGGGAUUCAGUCAGACAGUGAAAUGCUGCUCUGUGCUGCGUCUGCUAAGAUAUUCAAGCCGAGGGCACUUGUCUUUUGCUACUUCAGAUCAUUUCUGUCUUUUGAGGUGUGAUGCUGUUUUUUGUAAGAAACUUUCAUAUCAUCUGCAACCUUCUCCCCCUUCCAUCCCAUAAUUUUUAUUUCCUUAAUUCCCACUUUGAAUGUUGAGCCAACUAGUGUGCCACAUUUAAAUGAACACUAUUUAUUUGUGUUGUGUAGAAAGGUUGUUGUACAGCGAUGGCAUGUUUGUUGACUAAUGUUAUCUGAGGGACGCUGAGGAGCAGUUUAAUGCCACUUGAAAAUCAAGACGAUGCUGCCAACUUGAAUUACAGAAAGAAUGUUAAAAAAAUAUUAAUAUUUCUGUACUGAGAGAUAAUCAACAAUUAAAUGAUCAUAUCUUGUA